GUCUUCUUCUUUCCAAUUCAAGAUGGCAGCGUCUAUCAGGAAGUGACAAAAACAACCCACAGAAGAACUAACAGAAAAAUACUGUUUUGGUCGAGUAAUAACACCGUUGCUGUGGAAGACGUCUGCCAAAGGUCACCGGGUGUACACAGAAUACUGUUUAAUUCGGGGUCAUGGGUGACGAGCGGCCGUGGUGAGCCUUCUGAUUGGACGAGCCGUGCGGUGGUCAUGCCUGGGCCCGUAGCCUGAUGCCCACCCUCUCCACACCUCUCGCCAUGGACGGGGAGAACUACCUGCACCCGGAGGGGCCUCAGCUCGACAGCGCCCUCUACGGGCUGGUCUCGUCCCCGCGGCUGCACACCACCAUGGAGAGCCAGAUGUACCCGUCGAACUCUUGGGGCUUCUCCCAGCAGGCUGCGUAUAACUUGCACUGUCCUAUGCAAUCUGGAAACCAGCAAUACCACUUGAACAGCACGUCAGAUAUGCAUAUGGAAAUGUUCAGCCCUCCGUCUUUCCACGAUGUGGACUUCUCUUCGCUCAACCUGCCCAGGAACGGAGACUUCGGCACGGACCUCUCCGGCAUAGAUGACCUCUCCAACACCUCGCUGUUCUCCUCCCCCGCCGACUCGCUGUCCGAGUACACAGACGCCUCUGACUUCCCCAGCAUCGGACACUACCCCCCCAGACUGUGGGACAUAAACACGCCCGCUCCCACCCAGCUAGAGUUGAACAGCAGCAGGUUUGAGGGCUUGAGCAGUUUGGAGGAUAUCUCUGCCAUUAUCAACGUGCCUCCCCUGGGAGGAUACCAGCCCCCACAGCGACCCCAGCAGCCGCCCCCAGAAGAGGAAGAGGAUGCAGAUGAAGAGGAGACGGAGGAGCUCGGGCACGUGGACACAUACGCGGAGUACAAACCAUCCAAAUCCACGAUAGGGAUCUCCCACCCGGACAUCGUGGUGGAAACCAACACCCUGUCCAGCGUCCCCCCUCCUGACAUCACCUACACCCUGUCCGUUCCCGAGACCACUAUCAGCAGAGGCCAGCUCUCAGCCCUGCAGCUGGAGGCCAUCAUCUACGCCUGCCAGCAACACGAGGUGAUCCUGCAGAACGGCCAACGGGCGGGUUUUCUGAUCGGAGACGGGGCCGGGGUGGGAAAGGGCCGCACCGUGGCCGGCAUCAUCCUGGAAAACAACUUAAAGGGAAGGAAGAAAGCGCUGUGGUUUAGCGUUUCCAAUGACCUGAAAUACGAUGCCGAGAGGGAUCUAAAAGAUAUUGACGCGCCCUACAUACCCGUGCAUGCCUUAAACAAGAUUAAGUAUGGCGACACAGCUACCUCAGAAGGAGUGCUCUUUGCGACGUACUCUGCGCUGAUCGGGGAGAGCCAGGCGGGCGGGCAGCACCGCACCCGGCUCAAGCAGAUUCUGGACUGGUGUAAACCGGGCUUCGAUGGAGUCAUCAUAUUUGACGAAUGCCACAAAGCCAAAAACGCCACAUCGACAAAGAUGGGUAAGGCUGUCCUCGACCUGCAGAACAAGCUGCCCCUGGCCCGAGUGGUGUACGCCAGUGCCACAGGUGCCUCUGAGCCAAAGAACAUGAUCUACAUGAGCCGCCUGGGGAUCUGGGGAGAGGGGACACCCUUCAAGGUCUUCGACGACUUCCUGCACGCCAUCGAGAAGAGGGGUGUGGGUGCCAUGGAGAUCGUGGCGAUGGACAUGAAGGUGAGCGGGAUGUACAUCGCCCGGCAGCUCAGCUUCUCCGGGGUGUCCUUCCGCAUCGAGGAGAUCGGCCUGGACAACGACUUCAAGCUCGUCUACAACAAAGCCGCCAAACUGUGGGCCGAGGCGCUGGCGGUCUUCACGCGGGCGGCAGACGAGCUGGGCCUGGUCUCCCGGAAGUCGCUGUGGGGCCAGUUCUGGUCCUCGCACCAGCGCUUCUUCAAGUACCUGUGCAUCGCCGCCAAGGUGCGCUGCCUGGUGGAGCUGGCCAAGAAGGAGCUGGAGGCGGGGAAGUGCAUCGUGAUUGGACUGCAGUCCACCGGGGAGGCACGCACCAGGGAAGUCCUGGACGAGAACGACGGCCACCUGGACAGAUUCGUCUCGGCGGCAGAGGGUGUGUUUCAGUCGCUGGUGCAGAAGCACUUUCCAUCGGAGAAGCAGAAACGAGAGAAGAGCGCUGGAAACAAGAGGAAACGCAAAACCAAGGGCCGGCCGCCGAAGUUCCCCAAGCCCAGCGUGGAGGUCGGGGGCGUGAUCAACAUCAGCGACGAUGACAGCACGGAGUCCGACGGCCUCGACAGCGACUCCAACUCCUCGCCCGACUCCCUCAUGGACAACGACGACGUCAUCUUCGUCAACCACACUAACUGCCACACUGCGAAAAUAGAGGAAAUGAAGCAAGAUCUCCUGUUCAAGAUUUCUGUGCUGGGGAAGGAACUACCUCUGAACACUCUGGAUGAGCUGAUCGACAAGUUUGGAGGACCAGAGCUGGUCUCUGAGAUGACGGGGCGGAAGGGCCGCGUGGUGCGGCGGCCGGACGGCAGCGUGCGGUACGAGUCUCGCGCAGAGCAGGGCCUCACCAUCGACCACGUCAACAUCAAGGAGAAAGAGCGCUUCAUGUGCGGCGAGAAGCUGGUGGCCAUCAUCUCGGAGGCAGCCAGCUCCGGCAUCUCCCUGCAGGCGGACAAACGAGUGCAGAACCAGCGGAGGAGGGUACACAUGACCCUGGAGCUUCCCUGGAGCGCCGACAGGGCCAUCCAGCAGUUCGGCCGGACCCACCGCUCUAACCAGGUCACUGCGCCAGAGUACAUCUUCCUCAUCUCAGAGCUGGCGGGAGAGAGACGCUUCGCCUCCAUCGUGGCCAAGCGGCUGGAGAGCCUGGGGGCGCUGACGCACGGAGACAGGAGGGCCACCGAGUCCAGAGACCUCAGCAAGUACAACUUCGAGAACAAGUAUGGAACCAAGGCUCUGGACAAGAUCACCAAAGCCAUCCUGGGGCACAUCGAAAGCAAGGUACGCCCUCCCAAGGGGUACCCAGGGGGCGACGCCAUUUUCUUCAGAGAAAUGAAGCAGGGGAUGAUGGACGUUGGGAUAUUCUGCAAAGAGUCUCGCUUUGGGAUCAGUACUGAGAAAGACUGCAGCAUCACCAAGUUCCUGAACCGCAUCCUGGGUCUGGAGGUGCACAAGCAGAACUCGCUCUUCCAGUACUUCACCGACAACUUCGACUACCUGAUCGAGAAGGACAAGAAGGAGGGGAAGUACGACAUGGGCAUUCUGGACCUGGCCCCGGGUAACGAUGAGAUCUACGAGGAGACGCAGGAGAAGUUCCUCACUGCGGGCAACCCUCAGGACGGCCAGGUGGUCCUGUACAAGAUCAGCGUGGACCGGGGCAUGCACUGGGAGGAGGCGUACGGCAAGGCGCAGACCCUGACGGGGCCCGACGAGGGCUUCUACGUCUCCCACAGGCUGAGGGGGAACCACCCCUGCGUGCUGCUGGCCGAACAGGGCCGGGGGAGGAACCUCAACCUCUACAAACCCAACAUCGGCAAGCAGGCCCAACCGGAGAGCCUGGACAACCUGCAGCGCAAGUACCGCAAGGUCACACCAGAGCAGGCCAAGGACAGCUGGGAGAAUCAGUUCACCUUCUCCUUCAGGAAGUGCAGCCACGCCAACUGGAACGGGAAGUGUAAGCAGGUGGAGGCGGGGCACGAGUGCUGGCAGGGCAUGCGUCUGCGUCAGUACCACAUGCUGUGCGGCGCACUGCUCCGCGUCUGGAAGCGCGUGGCCGAGGUGGUCUCCGACGUCACCAGCUCCAGCAUCCUGCAGAUCGUCCGGCUCAAGACCAAGGAGCACAACAAGCAAGUCGGCAUCAAGAUCCCGGAGAACUGCGUGGGCCGCAUCCGGGAGGAGCUGUCGCAGAUGGACAAGGAGGUGAAGAGGAGGCGCGGCGAGCGGGAGCAGCGGGCGCUGGAGCAGCGCCUGGCGGAGCAGCGGGAGCUGGAGCAGCAGCGCCAGAGGAAGGAGCUCCUCAGCCGCUUCUGCGGGGCGCAGACGCUCACCCUGCCCAGCCUGUCCUCCGCCCUGCCGCCCCUCUACCCCUCCCUCCAGAGGAGCCCCAUCGACGACAUCCUGGACCUGACCACCAGCAGCCCCUCGCCCUCCCCGGACAGCGCCGGCGGGCUGGGCUUGGACGGCCUGGUGGGGCCUGCGGGGGGCGCCACCCCGGACCACUUCAGCCUGGAGUCCCUGCUCUCGCAGGCGGACCUGAGCGUCCCCCACCCCACGCCCCAGGACCUUCUAGACAUUCUGGAGAGCCCCUCCAUGGGCCUGUCGUCCUCCUACGCCUUCCCCACCUCCGUGCCCCCCAUCUCCACCAUCCUCCCGCCCUCCUCCGUCGGCCUCUCCUCCUCCUCGUCCUCCUCGUCCUCCUCCUCCGCCUCCUCGGCCUCCUCCUUCUUCCCGUCCGUCCUGGCCCCCUCGGAGCCGCGGGCGGACCCCCUACCCAACGGCCACUGCGGCCCGGACUUCUUCAACGUGCGGGAGGUUCUGGACAACAUGCUGCGGACCAGCGAUCGGCAGUCCGUCAUCCGGUCCCGGACUCCGGACUGGGAUAGCAUGGCCGCUUCCCGUAGCCCGUAUACACACACCAACUUCCUGCCCCCGCCCCUCUGAACCUCUCCCUGAACUCUGACCCCCCCCCACCCCUGACCUCGGGGCCAGGUGUCACCUCAGCACUGCCUGUAGUGUGGACGUCGCCUAGAAUUCCUCUGUCGAGAGUGCAGAUGCGGUUUCGGGAAUUCUUCCUUCGAGGAAAAAGGAAAAAUGUUCCCCUGACAAACAUGAGUUCUGUAGGAGUUUUUCCCUCAAAAGAAAUGAAAGUUAGCACUUCUAUUUCCAAUUUUACGUCGAAAAAAAAUCUAGAAAUAUAUUUGAUGUUUUUCCUAAAUACCUCUCAACUAAGUCACCUAGUAGACACAACAGCAGUUUGUGUGUUGCAGGAUAUGUUGGCAGAGCUCCACGGUGAUAGACCUACCAGAGGCUCCCGCAAGUCAGACCGCUGCCCAAGGUGUGCAGGUUGUGUCUGCUGAUCAGACCAAGACCAGGAUCUGAAAACUCACAUCCUGGAGAGCCACAGUCUCUGCAGGGGUUUUAUGUGGUCAAAAACCCCUGAUCUAAGUUCUGUCUGCAGAUCAGGCUAAGAUCCCUCUGGAGAUCAGGCUAAGAUCUGUCAGUAGGAGAAGCUGGCAGCAGGGCACAAGAACCCCGUCCUGGAUUUGGGAUAAUUAAACCGAGCUAAAAGUGGGUCUCUGAUACAACACACACUGACCAGAGACCAAGCCCAGUCCCUGAAAGUCUGGUUUCCAGGUUUUCAUUGUUCUCCUGAUGAUGUCACUGCCUCCAUAUGAGGUCUCCAUUAUCCCAUCCAAAGGUCAAACUAUCACACCUCGGGUGACAUCACAAUAAGAAACCCAUCCUCUAAUUGUGACACGGUUACCUCAACGUGUCACUAAAAUAUUUUCAGAUUUAGGUUGAAAUAUGAAAUAUGAAAUUUUAUCUUUAGACUUUUAAAACUUUUUAAAAAACAUAUCUAUUUGUACCUCAGUGUGAUUACUACCCCCCACCUAAGACCACAGCACUCCCUGCUGGCCAAACAGAGCAUAGGCAGGAAGGUUUGAACAGGGAUCAAGAGCCAUAUGUGAUCUUUCUCACUGAUUUUCGAAGCUGUUGUUUGUGUCUUUCUCUGUGUUUGGUGAGCCCCUUGGCCUUCUUUAGCGCUCUUGGCUUCUACUGGACCUGGGCUUGUCGUGAUUUCUCAGCCGGGAUGGCGGUUUGGAAAGCAGCUGGUGUCGAAACGAAGGCCGGCUUAAGCCUGAGUUACACUCGCCGCGCGACCCUUUGCGACAAGCGUCGUAAGACGAAAGUGUCACAACACAUCACAUUUAUGCUCCAGCCAAGGUCUGCGAUGACAGUCCUGUUGUCUCUAUGGUAACCAGCCAAGGUCUGCGAUGACAGUCCUGUUGUCUCUGUGGUAACCAGAUGUCAAACGGCUGAAGUUGACAUUUUUGAAAACAUAGCGGUACCUGGCCUAGCCAAUCCGUGAACAGUGUCCCGUCUGGCUGUCCAAUCAACGCAGUGCGAUUCCGUCUGCGACAUUAACAAAGUUCUACAAGUGCGCGACACUGAGGAGAAAAGUGUCGUACUACACUACACAAAAUGUCACUUUCCUCAUACGACACUUGUCGCCAGGGUUGUGCGUGGAGUAUAAAUGGGGCUUUAGCCUCCUCGCUCGUCGAAGGACAGUCCUGUAGAGGUCCAGCAGCUGUAGUUUUCACGUCUCCCCCGUUCCCCUCUCCCAGUUCAAUCCUCAGUGUAUUUCGCCCGUAUCUGGUUUCAAUAUUUAAAAUAAUAAUAAUAUAAUAAUAAAACAGCCUACUGUUAUGACAGUGCCUUCCUUUGGAACAUGUUAAGAAAUGCAGUCGUUUUGAAUGCAUAGGCUUAUGUGUAUAUUUGUACUUGAGAGUCGUGCUACCAUAUUUAUUAUGAUCUCCAUGGUUUCUAAUUUAAUUUUGCCCCCCCCCCCCCCCAGAGAGGGCUGUGCUGCUGGGAGCUCGCCUCUCACCGCCCGUGAACUUUGCACCGUCGAAUAACAACCCAGACAUAAUCCCAAUCUCUGAAGGCUGCCUUCCCAGGUCAUGGGAUUAGGGCAGUCUGGGGAUUUAGAUGAGGUGUAGUGUAGUGACUUGGUUUCGCCCCCCGACCCGUGCUGGCACAUUGGCCCUCGUAAUGUGCCUCCUCUGGUUCCCUUUAGUUUUCAAAUUCUCAAUUCUCAAUUCUCAGGAAAGUCUAAAAUCAAUUGUACCCCCCCCCCCCCCCACCCCACCCCACCCCACCCCCCCAUCUGAUAUUCAAACUUGGCGUAUUUGCUUUGAGCCCUCCUCUUGAAUUUCAGGUGUGACAGGGGAGAUGAGUCAGCAUUAUUGUGUUGUUGCAGCACUCUUAAUUGGUUAACGAAAUGCCCAGGACCUCUAGCUCCUCUCCCGGUCAACCUUUGCAAUAGCAAUAAGGUCUGCUCGUCGAACAACGUGCCGCGUAAGAGCGAAAGUACUGUUUACACACAGCAGUUGAGGGUUGAAACUCGCCUGUUGAGGGUAAAAUUGAACUUAUUAUUAUUAUUAAGUUUUAUCUUCAGUGCCGGUUGCACCUGCUGCAAAUUCAUAAAACAUUGUGUGAAAGUGAAUUGGUGAUUUAUGUCUGGAUAAAAGGUUGUCCUCUUGCUGUAUAAAAGGUGGGGUAAAAACACAAUGUGCUGUUAUUGAUAUUGUCCUUAUUAUUAUUAUUGUCACUUGUAUCAUUAUUGUUAUUUAUAUUUAAGGGACAUUCUACCAGAAAUAGUUUUUAGGUUAUAAUCCUGUUUUUAUUUUUUAGGUGAUAAUACAUUUAAAAGUCGAUUAAAGGUUUUUGUCAGGGAGUUUUUAGAAAAAUAAAAUGACUUUAAACAAAAUAUAUCUAUUGUAACCUGCCACCAAAUAUAUUGCACUGUUCUGUACUGCUGUUCUCCUUUCUCUAGUCUCUUUCUGUUUCCUGUUAUUCUGGUUUUAAGUAGAAUUAUACUUUCAUUAUGUUAUUUAUGAUUUUGGGGGGGUUUUUUUCAGCUGGGGCUUUAGACUGCAGAGUGAUACCAAAGUUAACCGCACCUGAAGUUACCGGCUGCAUUCAAACUGUUGUCAAUCUCAGGAAGAAAUCUACAUGAUAUGUGUCAGCAAGUUCUUAUUAAAACGCAUCGCUAUGGUUUCCUUGACAACCGAGUGACAGCUGGAAAACAAACCAACAGAGAGAAUGUGUGCUACUUUCUUCAUUCUGCAGUGCGAACAACGCGCGGUCUUUUUGUGUUUGAGACUUUGAGAUAUUUUGAUGAGAUAUUUUGGGGUUGUGUCCCUCAGUGUUGUAAUUUCUUUUAUUUAUUUUUGUUUGUUUGUUUUGGGGGGGGGGGGGUUAAGUGUGUGUAUGCCUUCUGAGGGCAAAGAUUAGAAGCUGUUUCACAAAAGGAACAUGUGAUUGUUUCUGUCCGUUUGUCUGUAUAGUUUAGUUAUAGGGCUAGUGGAAUACUUAAUGCAGAGACCUGGGGGUAUAAUGUGCCCCUCUCCCCACCUGGUUAUCAGUGACUUUUCACUCCCUUUUGUUUUCUCUGCGUUAUGUCGGUCCUGGGGUGACCAGCCCUGAUCCUGGGGAGAAGCAGGGUCUGCUGGUUUUUGUUUUCACCUUAAAUACAACCACCACUUUAGUUCCAAGAAACCAGGUGAGAUGAGCUAUAGCCGUCUUUAUCUGCUUCAACUGAUCAUUUCGGUACCGAGUAACUACAAAACCCAGCAUGCCCCGCGGCUCUCCGGGACCACGGUUGGUCCACCCCCGUGUAGGUCUGUUGUGGAACUGUAGUUCCAGUCACAACCUCCCCAUUACCCCUCUCCUGUACAUGUUCCUUUCUCCUUCUCGCGUCUUUGACUUCUUCACAAACGAAUCCCGAUGAGUCUGAGCCCGUUUGGCCGCGCCUAAUGGUCUCGCUUGUCAGUACUUCGCAGUUUCCUCUGUUCCCGUGUGCGUGCGUCUCGCGCCAGUGGCUGCCUGCCAGGCCAAGCCCAAUUAAACCCAAAGAGGGAAACGUAGGUGUGGGUGCUGCGCGUCAGACAGUCGACAGGGGGACGCCCCGUAUUUUGUGAAGCGCCCUUGGUGACCCCACCCGUUAGUGAUCCGGGUGAUUAUGCGCCUGCGACGAUGUCUUUGAUCACCAAAAAGAAAAAAACCCAACGACAUCCAGUUUAAUCACAUCAUUAAUAUUUCCAUCCUCACCCAAAAAAUGAAUCGUUUGAAAGGACAUAAAAAACGCUUUUGAGUGCGUGGCCUGUGUUGGCGCGUAUUGAGGUGAUGCAGUGAAUUCAUCGCAAUCUCCCACAUCAUGUCAAAUCUUUCAUAAAUACAAAAUGAGCAACUUGGCAAUAAAGCGCGGGCAGAGAAACAAACGGGGGAAAGGGGACAUGUUGCAUCGAAGAGAAAUACAUUUCACCUCAGAAUCUGUCCUGUUUGUCGUCGUCUUUUCUUUCUUUUUGCACUCAGAAUGGCAUAAUCGGUUCUUGUUGCCCGUUUUGUGCAUUCGGGAGCCGAAAACAUUCAUGAUGAUUUGACGGAUCGCUUUUUUAUAUAUUGUCGCCAUUUUCCCUUUCUCAUCACCCUGACAGAUAUCAAAAAUUAUCACAUACAAGUAAUUUAUUGCUAACAACAAAAACAAAACAAACAUGCUACUGAUUGUAUGUAUUUUUUAAACAAAGGCUAUUUUUUCUGUAAAACUGUGUUUAGCACUUUUAUUCUGGGUUUUGCUUUUGUUUUUCUAUAUAUUUAUAAUUUAGAUGGAACUGUAUAUAUUGUAAAAAAAAAUUGUGCCUUUCAACUAAUUCUUUACAGAUUUUCUACUCAUAACAGAUGGAAGGAAUAUAUUGUAAUGCAGUCUUGACUUUGUUAACAAAUAAAUAUUCAACGAUUGCUGAA
This is a messenger RNA of Conger conger (European conger), 9527 nucleotides long. It is a transcript of the gene sbno2b, whose product is annotated as strawberry notch homolog 2b. Gene Ontology annotation, cellular component: nucleus. Gene Ontology annotation, molecular function: histone binding; chromatin DNA binding. The transcript is spliced from 32 exons. Gene Ontology annotation, biological process: regulation of DNA-templated transcription. The coding region runs from base 246 to 4661 and encodes 1471 amino acids. NCBI's taxonomy places the organism in Eukaryota, Metazoa, Chordata, Actinopteri, Anguilliformes, Congridae. The record is from RefSeq and is a predicted model, not a curated record.